Bolinopsis microptera is the source of this 5844-nucleotide messenger RNA. Its product is annotated as protein unc-13 homolog B-like. Gene Ontology annotation, cellular component: plasma membrane; neuromuscular junction; terminal bouton. NCBI's taxonomy places the organism in Eukaryota, Metazoa, Ctenophora, Tentaculata, Lobata, Bolinopsidae. The transcript is spliced from 26 exons. The coding region runs from base 50 to 4651 and encodes 1533 amino acids. Gene Ontology annotation, molecular function: diacylglycerol binding; syntaxin-1 binding; calmodulin binding. Gene Ontology annotation, biological process: dense core granule priming; synaptic vesicle maturation; synaptic vesicle priming. The record is from RefSeq and is a predicted model, not a curated record.
AAUGAAUGCUAAAUUUACAUAAUGAGAACAAUCAUGUUAACUGGAUGAAAUGCACCACUUAUGUCUUCGAGUGAUCAGUGGAAAACUUAACCCAUCUAACUUCGAAGAUUCUUGUUCAACGUAUGUAGUGUGCAGGAUUGGUGACCACGAAUGGAAAUGUCUUCCCUCCAAAGGACUUAUCCCCGUUUACGAUUCUAAACAAGUAUUUGAAGUGCCGAGGACUGUGACUCACAUCAUCGUUGAGCUCUGGGAGAAGAAGACGUUCCACUCAGUCAACUCUUCAGUAGUCCAGCUGGAGCUUAUUGACAUCCCCUUCAAAAACAAGUGUGGUAAUGGUUGCUGGCACGCUACUCAGCCGAUAGGAAGACUUACACAAAGUGAUCAUGUCCUCAUUGAUCUCCACUAUCUUCUACCCAUAGCAGAUGUUUCUAAGGAGGAACUGGCGCUGUUGGAACAAAAGAUGAAUGUUUUGAACAAGGUUCAAGAAGAUGAGAUGACCACGUUAAAGGCUCAGAGUCAGAAGAAUUUCCAGGAUAUUAAGGGGAGCAAUAUCUCACGCAGUAAACCAGGAAAUGGAACUCACAGACCCCCACAGUGCGAACGAAAUGAUAGUUUCAUGACGAUAGAUAGUUGCUCAGACUUUAGGGAUGCUGUAACUAAUGAAUCAGGUUCUCAGAACGGAGACAUGGACAUGAUGUCGGUGAGCAUGUCACACUUGUCCCAACACAGCAGCAUGUCCCAGACCAGUGCUGACGGAGUCUACUCAGCUAACUCUCAACCAAUGCACCCUCGUAUCUCCAAUCUUAUUCAGGACGGCUCGGGAAACCAUGUCCAACAGGAUAAUACAGAUAAUAACACGUCUCGGAGCACGUCCCAAUUCUCCCUCAUGUCUGAUGAGCACGAGGCAGAGGCUGAGGAGGUCUCCAAGGAGGCCCUGAUGUGGAUGAGUGCAGUUCAGAGGAUCCGGAAGAAUAUUUACAUGAGGAACAUUGACAAACCAGCAAAGGAGGGAGAAGAAGAGGAAGAAGGAGAAGACGGGGAAACUAAAAGAGAAUCUAACGAAGUGAAAGAGAACGGAGUGUACCCGCCGACUGAGGGGGAAGGAGGAAGUCUGCCACGUCACGAAAAUAAUAGUACGGUUAACAGUGAUAACAGCAGUGAUAUGUUCGACUCUGAGAAAGUGAAGAGUACCGCUGCCAGAAUGUGGGACACAGUAAACAGUACGACUACUAAAAUGCAGAUGUACAGCAAGCCCCGAAGUACUGACUCUAACCCCGAGUUUAAGCUAGGAGACAGUUUCUUUGACAUCGCCAACUACGGGACUCUCAAGGUACACGUGUUCAGAAAGACUAUCCAAGCUCUUAUCUACCCCAUCUCGUUAACUGAACCUCACAAGUUCCACUCCUGGUCGACUUUGUCGCCAGCAUUCUGUUCUGAGUGCGAGGGAUUGCUGUGGGGGAUCACGAAACAGGGUAUGAAGUGUUCCUCCUGUGGGGUGAAGUGUCAUCAGAAGUGUCAGGAACUCCUUAAUGCUGACUGUCUUCAGCGAGCCCACCAGAAGACUCUGCGAGGAGAGAACGAGGACACUGCCCAACACGAAUACAUCAUGAGGGCGAUAGAGCAAAGGAUGAAGGUGACAGAGAACGCGUCUAAGGACACGUUUGAAUUGCUAAGACUAGCUUUCGCUGAGGAAAGUGAGAAGCUGGACCAAGUGAAGAAGGAGGUGAAACAUUCUAUUCUAACCGGGUCUAGCAAGUGGAGCGCUAAAAUUGACAUUGAAGUGGUCGAGGCUCAGGGUCUUACUGGCAAAGAUAAAUCAGGUACCAGUGAUCCGUAUGUUACUGUACAAGUUGGAAAAAUAAAGAAAACCACCGCCACAAUACAGCAAGAUCUGAACCCAAAGUGGAACGAGAACUUUAGCUUCGACUGCAAUAAUUCCUCAGACAGAAUCAAGGUGCGGGUGUGGGAUGAAGAUGAUGACUUCAAGUCACGUGUCAUGACUCACCUCAAACGCGAAGCAGACGACUUCUUAGGUCAGGCCAUUAUCGAUGUGAAACAACUUUGUGGAGAAACCGACGUCUGGAUCGAUCUGAAACAGAGAACAGACCGUUCGGACGUGUCCGGGCAAGUCCACCUCCGGAUGACGAUCAAGAUAGAGGGAGAGGAGCAGAACAUGGCAAGUUAUCAUAUCCAGUACCAGAUACUCCACGAGACUUUGUUUAAUCACCUGUGUGAGGUUAACAAUGGAGUUAAUAUCCCUCCUGGAACCCGCAAAUUGAAGGGAGAUGAACUUGAUGAGUGGCCGACCUUUUUCGACGGACCAGCUCAGUACAUAGUUGAGGAAUUUGCUACUCGUUUCGGAAUCGAAUCUAUUUUCAUGGCCAUGACGCAGUUCUCGUGUCUAACACAGCGGUUUAUCACGAAGAAAGACGCUCCACCUCAAGACGUUAGCAAGUUGCUGGCUCUUAUCAAUAGUCAUUACAGACGCAACAACGGACAGGAGAUCAACGUCUCUAACUUCGGAAAACAAAAGUUCACGACAGUUCUAGACAGACUACAGUCCAGUUUACGAGAGAACCUCGCUUCCUACAAAGCGGUCUACCCCUCUAACAGAGGCCAGGAGAAACUGGACGAUCUAGAAAAUUCCAUCGCUCUACUGACCAGCAUCGUCUUUUUCAGACUCAAAGUAUUGCAGCAAGGUGGUAACGGUGGAGGUGGUAACAACAGACGUACUAACACCAACAUCAUCAUCAAGGAUAGAGUCAAGUUGUGUUUGGAGAAUACCUACGAUUUUAUCAGUACCAAAACAGACGAGGUCUAUUCUAAGUAUGCGAACACAGAAGAAAAUACUGAACACGCUAAGAUAGCCUACUGGAAGAAGCUUAUAACCCUGAUUCUAGUGGAAAUGAAGGAAGACAAGAUGUUUUAUGAACCUAUCUUUAACAGGUUUUUCCCCCACGCGGCCCUGUCAGCGCAAACAUUCUGGGAGCUGUUGUCACGUGACUUGAAGACUGACUUGACGGAGAAUCUCGAUGCCUGGCUCAGCGAAAUUCUUACCUCCGACAUCAUGGGAUUCCAGAUGACUGUCAAGUUCGUGUACGACAAGAAAAUAGCUCACCUCCAAGAAUACGAGAAUUCCUUGCCAGAUUAUCCCAAAUGGUUCGAGCCGUUCGUGAUGAAACAUCUUCAAGAGUCAGACAGUAAAAUCAAGAACAUGUUCUUAAUCAAGAGUCUUGACAAAGACACAUUCACAGUUCAACCCAAUCAGACCAUCAAACACUCCUCCUCAGUCAUCGACAUUUUCAGUUCUUUGAGAGCAACCUACGAUUCUUUGGACAAGAUGAAAUGCCCGAUACCCGCUCUGCGAGACAAAUACCACAACCGAUUUUGUGAAACUAUCGAUGUGGUUCUCAUAGAAUACACCAAACGGAUCAUAGACGUGUUCAAAAAGAAUCUGGGAACAUCCGGGGGUCUUGGAACGUCGUGUGUGAUUCUGUGUAACAUCCACCGCGUCAGAGAGGAGCUGGAGUCUAUCUUCAAAACAAUGGGAGGAGAACUGUUGGACAUCACUGCUAAACAAACCCUGGAGGGCACUCAAAAGAGGUUGAAGGAUGCUAGGAACAAUGUUAUUUCUGAUUUAGUGAAAAAUAUGAAGCCUGAGAUCGAGAAAUGCAUCCGGGACAUUAAAAACGAUUUGCGGAAUGUGAGGAGUAAAAACGGAGAGGACUACACUGAAAUUGUUUCUCCUUUGAUCGAAUAUUUUGAUGUUGUCUUCAAAAUAUUUGUCGACAGCCUAUACGAUGACGUCCGGAAACCACUUUUUCAGCAAACUUGGAAAAGAACUUUAAAACUUUUCGAGGAAAUAAUAAUCCUACCAGACAUCAACUGUAUAGCCCACGAGGAGGUUCAAGAACUGAACAGCAAGCAAAGCCAGGUGGUCGAAGCCAUGUUGGACAUGCUCAAAGCGUAUUUCACGGACUCGAGCGGUAAAUGUUUGAAGGCCAGGAAUCUGGAGAAGAUGACAGAGAUGCGUGACUUGAGGAAAGUGUUGUCUCAGUACAGACUCACUACGGAUACCCUGAUCAAGAACUUUGUGACUCAGGCUGACAAUCAGAACCGGUUCGCUGAGGAGGAUUCUCAGGGUGAGAUUCAGCUGCAGGUGGACCUCUUCACUCCACCUGGACAGGAGCAUCAUGACUGUACUGUGAAAGUGGUUUCCGCGAGCCGAUUGCACUGGAACACAACGAAAAUGUUCCGUCCCUUCGUAGAGGUGAACCUUAUCGGGCCUGGAACGUCGGGGGUAAAGAGAAAGUUCACUACUGGCACUAAAAACAAGACUUACUCUCCACUCUUCAACGAAUCUUUCCAUUUGAAAAUAAUGAAGCCAAACGACCCAAUAGACUAUGAACUACAGUUCUCAGUAAAAGACUGGUGUCUGAUGAAAACAGAUCUUCUGGUGGGUGUGGCUGUCAUGCCGCUCCGCCAAGUCGUUGAAACAGGUUCAAUACAAGACAGACUAGAUCUGGGCCGGUCCCUUUACCUGACUAAAGAGAACAUGAGCAUUGUUAUCAUCCUGUCUCAGAGAGUCCACGAUGAAGUGGCCCAGGAGUUUGUAAAGUUGAAGAAAUUAGAGAGAACAGAAAUAGUAUAGGUCCGACCUGUACUAGUAGGUCUUUGUCGUUAGGUCCCCCUCCAGCUAGGGUUUUGUGUGUAAAGUUGUAACAUACCACGGGUUGGUUUUAUGCGUGAUUCCGGUCCGGCCGCAUGUCACUCACUUGCCGCAUGUGAUCUUAUUAUAUCCGUCUUCAGUAUACGAUUUUUAUUGAAUUUAUUUUUUCAAUGUUGUUAUUAGAUUCGUUUGAGCUUUUAGUUUUUUGACUGUUGUGUUUUCCAUUACUAGUAGACCAUUGCUAACUUAAUUAUUAAGCUUGUAGUUUCAGAUGCCCUUCUCUUCAUGCUUUCGAUAAUUAACUUGAUCAAUUCUUUUUGAUUUAAAUUGGUUCUCAGACACAAUAUUCAGUGACUUAAUAACAUUUCGGUAUUUAUUUGCUUUUAAUUAAAGUUUUAACUAAAUUUUGAUUGAUUAAAUUAUUUUAAGUUCGUUUAAAUUAUUAGAUCAGAUUUGUGUGUACCUUUAUUGAAUUAUUGAAACUAAUAUUAAAGUUGACACAAAAAUUUUCUAAACCUCAAAGUCAAGAGCAUAAUCUGUUUGAGUUUUGAGAAAUGAAACUCAUUUUGGUAUUCGAAUGGUUGAAGGUAGUUGGGCGAGCCCUCUGCAGUUUCAGUAUGCGGAACAAUGUCUCUAAUCUUGAUGAAUAUUCUACUUUGUAAGUAAGUUCACUCAAAUCCAGAUUUUUGGAGAAGUAUGAUCAAUCAAAACAAGCUACCAGAUUUUAAUUUUUAAGUUUAAGCGACCAUAUAUUAUACUGCAACUACAUGUCUUUGAACUUGUAGAUUAAUUUCUUCAAGUUCAGCGUCCUUUGAGUGCACUGAUGUUCAGUGUACUUUAAGUUAAAUAACCUAACUCAAAUUUAGUGUAUCAGUUUCUAUUUCUCGACGUGCUUUCGUGAAAUUCGAAUGAUCAUGGAAAAGUAAUAUAACUGCAGUAAGUAAUAUAACUGCAGUAAUAUAACUGCAGGCACCAAUUUCAAGUAAAAUACCCAAAAUACCAUUGCAUUUUAUCUGAUUCACUUUUGCUUUGAAAACGUUUUAUUUUGUAAUCAAAAUAUUGAAUACUCAAUACUGCACACGUGAGUUGAGGGAGUGAUGUAAAAUUUGUGAAAAUUCUUAUUUUGUCGGACAUAUUUCUGCAUUAUUUACAAUUUUUUAUUCAAACAAAAUAUG